AUGGAAACCCAUCCUUGUCGUUCAUGUUGUUAUUUUUUUAAAAGUAAAAUUAUUUCACUUUUUAAAAUUAUUUUUAUAAUUAUGCCCUAA
This is a messenger RNA of Phytomonas sp. Hart1, 90 nucleotides long. Lineage: Eukaryota; Euglenozoa; Kinetoplastea; Trypanosomatida; Trypanosomatidae. The record is from the annotation of a GenBank genome assembly.